UUAAGUCGCCAAAGAGGGGAGUCAAAAUUUUGGAGCCUACCCAUUCUUAACCCUAAUUCACCUUCCCCUUCUCCCAUCUCCUCCUGUACAAACCAUCAGCCGCCGCCACUCCACCUUUCCUCCUCGCGUCGCUCCAUGUCGGCACCGGCUGCGCCGACGCUGAACCACCACGCACCAGGCCCCUCCCCAUCUAUCCUGCGCCGGACACCUCCCCAUCUAUCCCGUGCCAGACCCCUCCCUAUGUACCCCACGCCAUGCCCCUCUCCAUUCAGAUCGCGGCGUUGAGAUACUAUGGCCCAAUGCUACCCUUCGAGCUCAGGCGGCAGUGGUGGCGCUAGGAAGGACUGCUAGAUUUGGAAGUACCCGAGGUCGCCGACGGCGGGCAUGGAUCCAACUCCAUCUGGCGGCGGGCACAGAUCUAGAUCCAUCCGGCGGAGAGCCAACGUUAGUCUCAUGUGGAUGGUCAGCGACAUUGCAGAGCUGAACAGGGACAUGCCCUUCAUGCUCGACGAUGGCAGCGGCAACAUUGAUUUCAUCAGAUGCAGAGGUGAUGGAUUUUGUACUAUUGUAUUUCCGAAAAUGCAUGUACACGGAAUUGCUAUCUCAAGGACUAAUGGAAAUGAAGAUUGCGCGCUUUUGUUUAAGAUUACUGCUAGAUGGUAUAUUAUUCUCGCUUCAGAUUUAGGAGUGUUCAAUUUGCUACCUAGUGCAAUUGUCCAGUCUCAAAAUUUCAUUGUUAUUACUAGCAUAUUCUAUAUUUCUUGGUAUUGUUCACACCACACCAUUGCUGAAAGCCUACUAGAAAGAAUAAUUAAUCAAUGGUGUGCUAAAUUAAACUAAAGUGUUAUGUAUACAAUUAGAACUAGAUUAUUUACUUUAUAAUUUUUCAUUUGGGCAGAGAUAAUUGUGUGCCUUGUAUCCCAUCUGAUAUUGAAGUGUGGACGGAGAUAAUUAUUUACCUUGUAACAUGUUACUAUUCUUCACAAUUCUCAGGUGUGGUUAAUCUAGAUGUGAAUGUUAUGGUUCGAAAGCAUCAGACUAAAUCUGAGCCGUUAGGUUCAUCUAUGUUCUAAGUGCUUAACUGAAGUUUUUUGAUGCUCGCAAAUGUUUGCGUUUGUAAAGAAUUAUACUGUUAGCAUAAUAAGGUCACUAAGUGCAUCAUUUAAUUGCCUAAAAUGGUCUUGGCUUCGAGUGAUUUUAUUUUACAUGCAAAAGGCAAGUUUAUUGACAGAAAUUAGCUUUAAUUGAUGAAGAAAGUAUGCCUCCAGUAUUACUAUUUUCAUGUUUUGUUAAUUAUGAAAUACAUUUUAUUUUACGGAAUCAUCCAUUUUAAUAUACCAUGCUCUGUGCAUAUAAACCUGAUUUUCUGUUGUUGUACUUGAUGAAUAUGAAAUGAUUUGUCCACCCUUUUUUUUAAAAUGAUGCUGACCUUUCUAUGUUUGCAUGAUAAAAUGUCACAUUUAUAGAACAAUUUUUUAAACUUGUAACUAGUCUGCUAUUUUCUACCAUGCGUUGCCACCAUUUUCAUGGUACCUUAAUAUAUUAGCGGUGUAUCCAUCAGAUGAUUGGUUGGAAAAUCAACUAAUAUUCUUACUCUUUAGAUUCAUUUGGGAGUUGCUAGUUAUAACUUGUUAUAAUUUUGUAUGUGUUUUGGAUUCUACGCAGGUUUGGCAAUUUGGAGAUUGAAGUUUUUAAGUAGGAAUUACUUGGGUUCGAAUAGCUGUCUGGAUGCAGUGGUGUAGUGUUGUAGAUUAAAUCAGCUAAUAGUGCAUUUUUCCAUGGAAGUCAUGUUAUUUUAAAUUAAAAAUAUGUUUAUAUCGCAUUCUAGAUAUGCUUGUGAUGUUUUGAUAUUAAACUUUGUUUUUG
Triticum aestivum (bread wheat) is the source of this 1866-nucleotide messenger RNA. RefSeq lists its product as uncharacterized. Bases 385 to 840 code for a protein of 151 amino acids. The record is from RefSeq and is a predicted model, not a curated record. NCBI's taxonomy places the organism in Eukaryota, Viridiplantae, Streptophyta, Magnoliopsida, Poales, Poaceae. The transcript is spliced from 3 exons.